ACAACUACCAAAAUUGCUCACUUGCGCCAUCAGAACCAUACAUACAUACGUUUCACUUCAUUUUUAAACUUGUGAGUGAAAAUAAUAGGAGAGCCAGAGAUUUUCUAAUCCGUCUUAUGUUCCGCGUAACGAAUCGGUCGAAAAGGAGGAGUUAGAAAUUCCAACAAUGAUAAAAAUAGACAAAGGUAAGAUUUUGGGCGAAGGAGCUUACGGGAUCGUGUUUGAAGGAACUUUCGGGGAGCAACAGGUGGCUGUCAAAAGGAUUCAGACGGCCUACAUCGUAAGCAACGAAAAGGAAGAAGCAGCUUUAAAAAAGCUUGAUCACCCAAAUGUCAUAAAACUUUUUCAUAUUUGUAGCGAUGAAGAAUUUAGGUAUUACGCACUAGAAUUGUGCCAAUCCUCGCUGGAAAAAUUAUUUUUGAAAAAUGAUAGCCCCAAAAAAUAUCGUGGACCAAUGCCCUCGCAAAAGGAAGUCCUCCUUCAGUUGGCCGAAGGACUGGAAUACAUUCACAUAAACGGACUGAUCCAUCGGGAUCUUAAACCAGAAAACGUCCUCAUUUGGGCGGAUUCGACUGGGAAAACAGUCUUGAUGAAAUGGGCCGAUUUCGGACUAAGUAAACCAGUCAACGAAAGAGGAAGUCAUUCCAUCAGUGGAGUUAGUAGGGGAACUGAUAAUUGGUAUGCCCCUGAAAUCCUCAAGAUAAUGGUCGAACAAGAAGAAAAUGAAAACAAGUCGUCCCCACGACAAAGAGGAACCAUCAAAAGCGAUGUCUUUACAGAAGGCCUCAUUUUUGCGUACUAUUUGUUAAAUGGUGUUCAUCCAUUUGGUUCGCGCUUCGAGAGAGUGCCUAACAUAAUUUCAGAUCACCCAGUCCAUGUGUCUAAAAUUCAAGGGCCGAUUCAUGGUUUAAUCAUGGAAAUGUUGAAACAUAAUCCUGAAGAGAGAAUUUCAUCGUCAGAAGUCGUUGAAAAAAUACGGCUGAUGCAAUUUUGAUUUUGAGCCAAAUGAGAGGCCGUACAUGACUGAUGACCGGUUGUGGCACUAACUUGUACCUGCUCCAUAGACGUGCAAUUAAAAGGAAGGUUAACAACUGUGUAUUUUCAUGUGUAUAAAUAAAAGUAUUGGAAAUCGUCA
Molecule: messenger RNA, 1135 nt
Organism: Daphnia pulex (common water flea)
Lineage: Eukaryota; Metazoa; Arthropoda; Branchiopoda; Diplostraca; Daphniidae
Product: serine/threonine-protein kinase/endoribonuclease ire-1-like
Exons: 4
Coding region: 167-994 (275 amino acids)
Biological process (GO): protein phosphorylation; intrinsic apoptotic signaling pathway in response to endoplasmic reticulum stress; IRE1-mediated unfolded protein response
Cellular component (GO): IRE1-TRAF2-ASK1 complex
Molecular function (GO): protein serine/threonine kinase activity; RNA endonuclease activity; ATP binding
Source: RefSeq, a predicted model, not a curated record